CCAGGUGUGUAGGUUUGGGACAGGGCCAGGAGUUCAGCUGUCGAGCAGUGCUGACGCAGAGAGCGCGCGCGCUGGGAGGACAAACUUCUUACAAUGGAGGACGUGCUGCUGUGGGUACUGGCUGGUUUGCUGCUGCUCUUCUGCAGCCUGGACGUUUGGUACUACCUGCGGAUGGUGGUCUUGCUGAUCCGGGCCUGGUGGCUCUCUCCAGUGUUUGACGUGACGGGUGAGCAGACUCUGGGGGGCCGAGUCGUCCUCCACGACAUCGACCUGUGCCACAUGAACAACGGGCGCUAUCUGCGCGAGUGCGACUUCGCCCGCAUCUCCCUUUACGCCCGUAACGGAGUUCUCAAAACCAUGAGGGCCUUGGGAUCCAGUGCGGUGGUCGCAGCAACCACCAUCCGCUACAGGAGACCCCUGUGCGUCGGAGAAGCGUUCAAGUUACGGACUCGGAUCAUCACGUGGGACGAGAAGGCUUUUUAUCUGGAGCAGCGCUUCGUUUCCUGUAAAGACGGGAUGGUGGCGGCCAUAAUGUUCUGUAAACAGAGCGUACUGAGGAGCAGCCCCGCCAAAAUCCUGCAGCACCUCUGCCAGAGGAAGGUGGAAGUUCCUGAGUUUCCUGAGGAACUGCAGCACUGGAUCAACUUUAUGAGCGCCAGCAGUCAGGCUCUCAAGGCUGAGAGUGGAUCUGAGGAGAAGAAGUGCGAAUGAGGACAGAAACGAGCCUGCCGUCUUUAUGAGACACUAAUGUACAUGUUUACAUGAUGAACGAUUGAUCGGACAUGCAAUACAGAACAUACACUUAUUGAUAAAAAAUAAUACAUUACAGUGGAGUUGGAAUGGAAUGGUGUGUGAAUGUAAUGAUGAUUAUAUACAGGUGCAUCUUAAAAAAAUAGAAUAUCAUUGAAAGUUACUUUAUUUCUGUAAUUCAGUUCAAAAUGUGAAACUCAUAUAUUAUAUAGAUGUAUUAAACACAGAGUGAUCUAUUUUAAGUGUUUAUUUUUUAUUAUUGAUGAUGAUUAUGGCUGACAGCCAUUAAAAACCCCAAAAAACAGUGUCUCAGAAAAUUAGAAUAUUAUAUACUGUAAGACCAGUUGGUUCUUUUGGCAGUGUGGGCACUGUGCCAAGUCCCGCUGGAAAAUGAAAUCCACAUCUCUAUAAAAGUUGUCAGUAGCAGAGGGAAGCAUGAAGUGCUGUAAGAUUUUGCGGGAAAACAAAACUGCACUGACUUUAGACUUGAUAAUAAAACACAGUGGAUCAACACCAGCAGAUGACAGACAUGUCUCUCCAAACCAUCACUGAUUGGUGGAAACUUCACACUAGACCUCAAGCAGUUUGGACUGUGUGUCUCUCCACUCUUCCUCCAGACUCUGCUCCCUUGAUUUACAAAUGAAAUGUAAAAUUUACUGAUGAUCAGUGAUGGUUUGGCUGACAAACUUUAUGUAGAUACGGAUUUCAUUUUCCAGCAGGAUUUGGCACACUGCCCACUCUGCCAAAAGCACCAAUUGGUCUUAUAUAAUAUUCAAAUUUUUUGAGACACUGAUUUUUAGGUUUUUAUCAGCUUUAAGUCAUAAUCAUCAACACUGAAAGAAAUAAAUGCUUGUAAUAUAUAGAUAUUAUGCAAGUUUCACAUUUUGAACUGAAUUACUGAAAUAAAGUGAGCGCAGUAUUAAUGUAAAAGGAUAUGUUUAUUAGGGGAAAAUGUUUCUACUUCCAUAAGUCCUCAAAUCGGUAAGUGUAUGGUGUAAAUUCACUACAUUGCACUGUAGAUCCUAAUGGAAUACUUUAAUGUGGUUUACAUAAAUUAUACCCAGGGAGCAGUAAGUACAUGAUGAUGCUGUACAUAAAAUUCCUGUGUGCCAACUUAUUAACAUCCCUUUUUAUGCAUUUCUUUUUUUUGUAAUGCAUUUAUCUAUGCACUGAUGAGCUGCUGUUAUUAAACUGAUGUCAGUCAAUUGGGAAAUGGGGAAAAGAAAUGGAAGGGAUAAAUAAAAAAGAAAUAAUAUUUUGGGCAA
Molecule: messenger RNA, 2015 nt
Organism: Astyanax mexicanus (Mexican tetra)
Lineage: Eukaryota; Metazoa; Chordata; Actinopteri; Characiformes; Acestrorhamphidae
Gene: them6
Product: thioesterase superfamily member 6
Exons: 3
Coding region: 94-711 (205 amino acids)
Source: RefSeq, a predicted model, not a curated record